Messenger RNA from Cladophialophora yegresii CBS 114405, 2874 nucleotides. RefSeq names its product beta-glucosidase. The transcript has a single exon. NCBI's taxonomy places the organism in Eukaryota, Fungi, Ascomycota, Eurotiomycetes, Chaetothyriales, Herpotrichiellaceae. The record is from RefSeq and is a predicted model, not a curated record. Bases 1 to 2874 code for a protein of 957 amino acids. Gene Ontology annotation, molecular function: beta-glucosidase activity. Gene Ontology annotation, biological process: glucan catabolic process.
AUGCCCUCCCAGCAGGCCCGCUAUCAGCCUCUCCAAAGCCGUGCAGACCAAGGCGACAUUUCCAAUGACAAUUUGGCCGCGAGCACACAGGCAACACACCAGCCCUUGGCUCUCCGCUCCGGUGCAGGGCCCGGCGCUGCCGCUUCCUCAAGCGAAGUCGCUCUGCUCCGGCCCUCCGCCUCCACAAAACGAGAUUCUUCCCAUGCCGAUGCCAGCCGUGCCUUUGUCAGCCACAAACUCACAAAAUCUCACAUUGCCUUCUCAGUCCUCGUCUUAGCAGUCUUUGUCUCCCUCAUAGGCGGGGGUGGUUAUUGGUUCUAUAACAAGGGUCUGAUCAAUGGUCAGUCUCCGCCAUGGUAUCCUACACCACGAGGCGGGACGUUGCCCUCAUGGCAAAACAGCUACGAGAAGGCUGCAAAGCUGGUUGAGCGCAUGAGCCUUGUUGAGAAAGUCAACAUCACGACCGGCACAGGAUGGGCAAUGGAUCUGUGCGUCGGCAAUACUGCUCCUGCUGUCGAUGCCGGCUUCCCUGCGCUGUGUCUGCAAGAUGGUCCCUUGGGCAUACGGUUCGCAGACCAUGCUACCUCCUUCCCUGCUGGUAUCACUGUCGGUGCAACCUGGAACCGUGGUCUCAUGCGCAAGCGCGGUGCUGCCCAUGCACGUCAGGCCCGACUCAAGGGCGUCAAUGUUCUUCUCGGCCCAGCAAUGGGUCCUCUGGGCCGCAACCCAGCCGGCGGCAGAGUCUGGGAAGGCUUCGGCAGCGACCCUGUUCUCCAAGGCGUUGCUGCUUACGAGACCAUCCAAGGCAUCCAGUCCCAGGGCAUCAUCGCGACAGCAAAGCACUUCAUCGGUAAUGAGCAGGAGCAUUUCCGGCGACCUCUGGAAUGGGGUCUUCCUGAGGCCCUAUCUUCCAAUAUCGACGACCGCACUCUACAUGAGAUUUAUGCUUGGCCCUUUGCCGAGAGCGUGAGAGCUGGUGUGGCCAGCGUCAUGUGCUCAUACCAGAUGGUCAACAAUUCUUAUGCUUGUCAAAACAGCAAGUUGAUGAAUGGCAUUCUCAAGGAUGAACUCGGUUUUCAGGGCUUUGUUCAAUCUGACUGGUUGGCACAACGGAGCGGUGUUGCCAGCGCCCUCGCUGGCCUUGACAUGUCUAUGCCCGGCGACGGUCUAUACUGGCAAGACGGUCGGUCUUUGUUCGGUGAACAACUCUCGAUUGCAGUGCUCAAUGGCUCGAUUCCCAUGACGAGGCUUAAUGAUAUGGCAACACGGGUUGUGGCUGCCUGGUAUCAGCUAGGACAGGAUUCGUGGGCUGAUGAAGGUCCAAACUUCUCUUCCUGGACAAACGAUGAGUACGGCUAUUUGCAUGCCGGAAGCAGCACCAGGCAAGACAAGGUGGUUGUGAACAAAUUCGUCGAAGCCGAGACCGAGGAGAGUCGACAGCUCGCUCGGCAAGUGGCUAUCGAGGGCACGGUCCUGCUGAAGAACGAUGAUUCACUUUUACCACUGAGUCCCACUCUUUCCGAGCUAGGUUCCUCCCCUCGCAAGAGAGUGGCCAUCAUUGGGGAAGAUGCUGGCCCAGGGAAAGGUCCCAACUACUGUGAUGAUCGGGCUUGCAAUCAAGGAACACUCGCUGUUGGCUGGGGUUCUGGUGCAACAGACUUCACCUAUCUCGUUGAUCCACUUACCGCCUUGAAUUCGAGCUUUGACACGGCUGCGGUCGAGAUAAUCAGCUCUCUCACUAACAGUGUGUCCACAAAGAUGAAAACAACACUGAACGAUCAGGACUUGUGUCUCGUCUUCGGCAACGCGGAUUCUGGGGAAGGUCAUAAGAUUUGGGCUACACAACGCGCUGACAGAAAUGACCUGGAGAUCCAGAAGGGCGGUAACCGGUUGAUCCGCAACGUCGCUGCGGAAUGCGGCGGGCCGGUCGUGGUCAUUAUCCACUCUGUUGGCCCUGUCAUUCUUGAGGACUUUGCGGAUCUACCGUCUGUCAAAGCCAUCGUUUUUGCGAACUUACCGGGCCAAGAAAGUGGAAACGCCCUUGCUGAUGUCCUCUUCGGUCGAGCUGAUGCUUCCGGGAGACUCCCGUACACUGUCGGUCGGAGUCUUGGAGACUAUGGUCCAGGGGCUCCGGUCCUUUACUAUCCCAACGCCAUCAUUCCACAAGCGGACUUUAAGGAAGGUCUUUACCUCGAUUAUCGCCAUUUCGACAAAGCCGGGGUCGAACCUCGUUAUCCCUUUGGUCAUGGAUUAUCCUUCACCACCUUCGACUUCUCGGACUUGGUCAUCACAAGCCUGAAAUCGAAAUCCCCGCUACCUGCUGCAAGGCCUCCGCCAGCAAUAACGCCACCGAGCUUGGGCGAGAAAAUCCCAUCCGUUGAAAGUGCGCUCAUGCCAAAGGGCUUUACUAAAUUUCGGAAGUUCGUCUAUCCGUACAUCUCUAGCAAGGACAGUGUGAAGACAGGCAAAUACCCCUACCCUGAUGGAUACGAUGUAGCCCAGGAGUCCAGUGCAGCUGGAGGCGGUGAGGGCGGUAACCCAGCGCUGUUCGAGGAGUAUGUCCAUGUGCAGUUGCGUGUAGCCAACACUGGACACCGGAAGGGCCACACCGUGGUGCAACUGUACGUGUCAUUUCCUCCAUCAAUCAAGGAGCCUUCUACUGGCGAGAUCGUCGAUACCCCAGUCAGAGUGCUGCGCAACUUCGCAAAGACCGAGCUUGAAGCAGGUACCGACCAGGUGGUCACUCUCAGUUUGACCAGAAAAGAUCUGAGCUACUGGUCCGUGGUGCAACAAAAUUGGGUGAUGCCAGACGGACCGUUUACCUUGGCGGUCGGGAAGAGCUCUCGGGAUCUGGUUUUGGAAGGGACAUAUUGA